This is a messenger RNA of Brassica napus (rape), 858 nucleotides long. RefSeq names its product glutathione S-transferase T3-like. The coding region runs from base 1 to 858 and encodes 285 amino acids. The transcript has 3 exons. Lineage: Eukaryota; Viridiplantae; Streptophyta; Magnoliopsida; Brassicales; Brassicaceae. The record is from RefSeq and is a predicted model, not a curated record.
AUGCAACAUCAACAAAGCAUUCAUUACAGAGCACACUCUUCCAUUUCACAGUUGGCAAGAGACAAGUUUAUGGAUCCAUAUAGUGAAAACUGUAGCUUUCAAAACCUUUUAAACAGUCAGCAACCUAAGACCCAACACCCUUAUGUACACCCUGUUGGUGACACGUUCUCUGCAUCGGAUGCCUCUGUCUUCGGUUCACAAUGGACUGAAGAUGGCAACGACAGUGCAGAGACUGAGGCUGUGUCCGAAGUUAAAGGGAGACGUAAAUGGUCGCCAACAGAAGAUGGUGUGCUCAUAAGUGCUUGGUUAAACACCUCCAAAGACCCAAUUGUAGGGAAUGAGCAGAAAGCAAUCUCAUUUUGGAAACGGAUUGCAGCUUAUUGUGGUGAGAGUCCUAAGCUGGAUGGUUUGCCAAAGAGAGAGCAAACGCAGUGCAAACAGAGGUGGGGGAAGAUUAAUGAGGGAGUGUGCAAGUUUGUUGGCAGUUAUCAUGCUGCAACGAAGCAGAGAUCGAGUGGACAAAGUGAGGAUGACGUUCUGAAGAUGGCGCAUGAGAUUUUCUACAAUGAUUACAAGUCAUCAAUCCAUGUUGGUAAGGAUGAAGCUCGGCCUGUUGGUGUAAAAGCUUCAAAGGCCAACGGAAAAAGGUCAGCAAGCAAGCAAGCGAAUGUGGAAGAGGAAGUGAAUGAUAGGGUGGAGUUUCACAGCCUGUGGGAGAUAAGGCAAAAAGACUUUGCUUUGCAGGAUAAGCUUAAGGAUAAAAAAUUGCUUGACAGCCUCAUUGCCAAGACAGAGCCACUGAAUGAGCUAGAAAUAGCUUUGAAAAAUAAGCUUAUUAAGGAAAUGUUUGCUCUUUAG